Messenger RNA from Corticium candelabrum, 4574 nucleotides. RefSeq lists its product as uncharacterized. The record is from RefSeq and is a predicted model, not a curated record. The transcript has 28 exons. Lineage: Eukaryota; Metazoa; Porifera; Homoscleromorpha; Homosclerophorida; Plakinidae. Gene Ontology annotation, molecular function: protein binding. The coding region runs from base 41 to 4549 and encodes 1502 amino acids.
GUGAAAUCAAUAAGGCAAUGCCCAUUGUUUUGUGCAACAGAUGGAUUGGUGUUUUGACGGUGAUUCUUUUGUAGAAGAUGAAUAUCAGUUGUAUUCUGCAUCUUUGGACGAUACUCUAACUGCUAGUAGAAGAUCACCCUGCAGUCGCAGCAGUUCUGAUGACGAUUCUACGUCAAGUUGUGGAGACUCACUAGAGACUUACUCUAGGGCGCAAUCGAAUCUAGUGACGUUGCAAUAUGGUUUCAUAACGAAGCCAUCGUACAGCCAUCCUGCUCGCAAUGGUGACGUCACUAGUGUGACGUACAAUUCAAGACUUGGACAGUUUGUUAUUGUUGAUGGUUCUGGGAUAACAUUGUGGAAUGAUUCGUUGAUUGGUGAUGUUAAAGUGAAAGUUUUUCCAUUUCCAUCAUAUCAACAUCACCUUAUUAGACACAUUAUCCAUGUGAACUCAUAUAAUGUCUAUUUUGUGAUUACAAAUGAUCGAAGAGUGAAGAUUUUAAAUAAAAAUUUUGAAGAAGCUUUUUUUCUCAAAGAUUCUCAUUCAAUUCUUGAUCUUGUUUAUAAUUCUGCAAAGCAUGAACUAAUCACAAGUGGUGUUGAUGGUUUGAAGUUUUGGGAGUACAAGAGACAUUCGCAAACUGGAAGUGACAAGAAGACAACAGUGAUGUCACAAUUUGUUCUUCAACAUAGAAAGACUGUUGUGCCACCUCUUUCUAAAGAUCACUGGGUGCACAAACUACAAAUUGAUAUGAUGUCUGAAGACAAAAAGAUUCAGAAGCUCUACUGUAUGGCAGCAUGUGAUCUUCUUUUUUAUGACCUAGAAGGAGAUUUUAUUGCAAAAUGGGAAGGGUUGCAUGAUUUUGCUAUUUCAUCUUGUAUCUUUAUUCCACGUGUAAAGUUCUAUGUGACAUCAGGAAGAGAUUCUUGUGUGAAGAUAUGGACUGAAAUGGGUAGUUUAGUUACCCAGUUUAGCACUCACAUAAAGCCAGUCAUUCAAGUUAUUGUCCAUCCUGAAUCAGAUGUUCUUCUGCUCUCAGGAUCUUUAGAUGGCACAGUUCGUAUGUGGAAUCUCUUGACUAUGACAGAGUCCUACAGCACAUCCGUUUGUGAAGGAGGAUUGCUUAGCAUGAAUGUGAUGCACACCAACAAUGGAUGGAUGCUGUAUGUUGCUGCAAGAAGGGCAAUUAAUAUGUUCAAUCUUAAUCAUCUACUGGAUUUUUGGAGUGAGACACAGUGCAGAAUGCUUAGUUUAUCUCUUGCGGGUAGUAAAUCAAAAACGGGUAGAGUAACUGCGGUUGGAGAGGACAACAGUGUACGGAUAUUUUCACGAGAAACUGGAGCAACAGUGACAAUGGUAUUGCCUCCACCUACGACAAGUUUGUUGACAAGCGUUAAGGCUGCUGUCUACAGUAGACAGCAUAGUCUCAUUUAUAUUUUGAUCAAUGAACGAGAAAUCUGGGUUUACACAACAAGAACCAAUCCUUGUUGUCGAAUUGAUGUGUGGGAUGGUCAAAUGUUGGACAGUUUGGUUAAUGAUCAACUUAGACUACAACUUGGCAAAAAGGCUUUUGCUGUAGUUAUUUCUUGUAUGUGUCUUUUGUGUGCACCAAUUACUGUUAUGACUGAUGAAGAGGAAUCUUGUUGCAACUGUUGUGAGUUUCUUGUUCUUGGGCUUCAGGAUGGUAGGCUGAUCAUUGCUGAUGGUCAAGUUCGAGGCUUGAGACAUGUAGAGAUUUCUGUCAGCACUGGCUCUGUGGUACAUCUUGUUCAUGACUCUGGGAGCAACACUUUGCUGACGAUGUGCCAAGCUGUCAGCCAUUUUAAUUUUCAAGUUUGGUCUCUGCCUGAACUUCAACUUCUGGAAACAGUGACUUGUAACCUAAAUGUGACAUGUUUUACUCACAAGAAGAAUUUUUUGUUUUGCGGUCAUGAAAAUGGGGAUAUUCAUUUGCACUCAUUAUCUUCUUUUGGAGGAUCUACUAGUUUCUUUGGAGACUCCAGUGGUAUGUCAGUAGUUGACGAUACACAAGGUCAUGUUGGCGCAGUUUGCAGCGUUGAUUCUCAUGAGUAUCUAAAUAUCUUUUUGUCUACUGGAAUGGAUGGUUACAUGAAGAUUUGGGACACCCACAAGACCCUCCUUAGAGAAGUUGAUCUUGGUUCAAGUUUAGGGGCUGCAGUCUUUCUUAAUAACUUCGGUGAUAUUCUGCUCAGUUUUCAAAGUCAACUGUAUUGCAUGGAGUCAUCAAAGUUUUACCCUCUUUCUGCUGCAUUUUGCAAACAGACACAUGAAGAAGAAAUUGCUUCUUUAGAGUCUGCUGUCUUUGAAGAUCCAUCUUUGAAAUACGACUUUGUUACUAAUGAGUUAACAACAGACAUGGAGACUUACUUGGUUCCGUAUAGUCUGCCUUUAAAGAAGUCAUGGUUACUAGAUGGUGGUUUGCUGGUAACAGACCAUGAUGUUAGUGAUGAAGAACACGAUUCUCAGGCAUCUGAUGUUGCUUCUGUUACAAGCUCUCAACAUGCUCCUUCUGACAUUUACCAAUCUUUACAAUCAUCCUUGUGUACGUCUUUGAUUGCGCUCAAUGAGCUGAAUGAGUUUGGACUGUAUGAACAGACAAGAAGUGAUAUAAUGAAUUGUGAAAAACCAACUCUUGGUUUGUCUCCUGUUUCGUCUCCACCUCAAAGUCCUAGACAAGUUGACUUUAUUGUAGAGAUCACAUCUGACCAAGAAGAAGAUAGGUUUUGUAUCAGUACAGAGGAAGACUCCUUAUCUCUGCCCAUGCAGUCAGCCUCAGUUGGAGUUCCUUUAGAUGAGCCAAAGCAGACAAAGCUGGACAUUUACCAGUUGUCACAAAAAAAGAAACAUAGUGAUGUUGUGAGCUCAAUUGAGAGUAGUAGAGGGGAGGAAGAUUCCAAGAUUUAUAAAAGACCUAGUCGUAUUGGUAGUAUUAAGAUUGACAGUUCUACUUUAGUUUCUCCUCGGGUAGAAAAAGGAAUUUAUCAACAAAACAUUUUAUCUCAGGGUAAUAGCAGUGAUUCUAUUACUACAGUGGUGAAAAGUGAGCAAUAUGGUGCUUCAGAUGACAAGUCAAGAGUUAAUGUGUCAAUGCAAAGGAAAAGUAAGGACCGUAAGAAGAGGAUAUCCCAAAGGAGGCAGUCAGUCAGGCAGCAGCUCCGGUCUAAAGAGGUUGGAAUAGGUCAAGAGAUCAAUCAACUAUCCAUCCCACAAAGUCUUAUAAACACUACAAAUCAUAGUGGAGAGUUGUCUGCAAACUGUUGUAGCAAGGACAUAAAAGAGCUUAUUCAAUCCGAUCUACAGCUUCAAGGUACAGGGAAAACUACACUUGAUGUUGGAAACGUGAGCACGUUACAAGAAGAAAGUGAAAUGUCAGGAUCUGUUGAACAAGGUGCAAAUACAGAGUACAGCUUUGCUGUAGACCGAAGCAAUAGGACUAAACCUGGCUACUCGCUGAUAUCAGAUGAAUAUUUGAAUGGCAGUGCUGCAGUUGAGCUAGCUCAGUAUCAAACAAACUAUCACACUGUCAGUAUGACAAGCUCUAAUAAGUGUCACUCGCGUCCUUUGUCUGCUGUAGUUAGUGACACACAUUCGGACAUACAUGACAGGGAUGACGAUAUGCUAUCAGUUAUUUCAUCACAAGGGACCCUUGUUUGCCUUGUUCCGGGUACCUCUAUUAGGUCAGCUGAAUCAAGAGCAAGCAUUCUCAGUCACCAUCUAUCGGACUGUUCUACAGUGAAAUUUGGAGAUGGUAUUACGGCAAUAGAGAUUAAAGAUCCCACGUGGGAGAAUGAAAGAGCAAUAGAUUUGUUAAAACCUUCAAGACAUUUUUCUCUACCGGAUGUGAGUACAUACGACAAUACUUGGGCUGACAGAGUUGUGGCUCGUAGCAAAGUAAAGAGAGAACAACUUAAAGAGAGAGCACUAAGUGCAGCUGCACGUCGUCAUCUUGGCGAACUUAAUCGCUUGUACGGUCAAUUAUUUGUAUCCAGACACAGUGAUUGUCACAAUAACUCAUCCAAGGUUGCAGAAAGAGUAUCAUCAGCUCCCAAUUUUUAUACUAACACACAACAUUACGCUAGGAAAACUGACUAUAGUCAAAGUAGUCUGCCUCACAAAAGGCAAAUAUCAAUAUCAUCAUUAUCUACAUUUGACAACACAAUGCUUUUGGAAUCUGAUGGAUGUCCUAAAUCGACUUCUUUGAAACGAAUGCAGGAGUCUGAAUUUGGUCUUCAUAAGAAGAGUCUUGCAGGUUCAUUGCAGUUUCGUUGCAACAUUGGCAGGCAAUCAAGGGAUGCCGGGCUGCUUGCUGCAGAAACUAAGGUGCUACAACAGUCCAGUUGUUUCGAGCCAAGAGUCCAUUGUUCUAUUCCCACCAAGCCACGCUUUUACGUGUUGUCCGAUGGAAAAAGUAAGGGCAGAAAACCUGUGUCUCAGACUCCUUCUCACUUGGAAAGUCAGCUGUUGAAAGCAAGAUUUGGUACUUGUCUGCCGACACAAAGGAUUAGAAAACAGGCCACUGUUACAAUAUAGAAAGAAAAGCAGAUACAAAUUAUAA